ACUGCGAACGUCUCUUUGCGCCAUCGCCUACUUCUCUGAAACUCAGAGAGAAAGAGAUAGAGGAGCCGCAGGGUUCCUGGAAAUCCUUAGCCACCUAGCCUUAAACUAAAUUCUCCAUUGAAAAUCAUACGGUAGCAUCCGUUUUCUUAUUCCCUAUCUGCUUUUUUCCGUCUUUCAUUCUGAAGAGGGAUGUGCGUUUGAGGUUUCCCAUAAAGAGGGCGAGAUGUCUCUCUCCUCUUUGUCCACCGCCUCGCUCGUCACGCCUAUCAGUUCCCACAAGUCCUGCCGGUGGCACGCCCAGGAAUUUGUCCCGGCGCCAGUGGUUCUAGUUCCUUGUUCAUGGAGGAAUGGGGGCUCUCCGCCGUCUCGCAAGAUCCGGGCCGUUGUUGAGACGGACCCCAGGGAGGCGCUGGAGCGGUGCUGGAAGAUACCGAGCGAUGGGUUGGAUGGGGCGGCUUCUUCCUCUUCUUCGGGGAUGGCGGUGCCCGUGAUGAAGCAGCGGGAAUAUGGGGCUUUCGGCACCGUGACACUAGAGAAGGGGAAGCUGGAUUUAGCGCAGAAGACGUCGAAAGUUAGCCCACAGCUAGCAGAUGGAGGUGGUAGUGGCAACAUUGGGAAGCAGAAUAAUCAUGGUGGUGGUGAUGGAGGUGAUGAUGGUGGCGAUGACGAUGACUAUUUUGGUGAUUUUGAAGAUGGUGAUGAAGGAGAUGAAGGAGGAUGGUUUAGGAGACGGCUUGUUCUUCAAGAGCUAUUUGAUCGGAAGUUUGUAGAGGCAGUCCUGCAAGAAUGGUCUAAAACAAUGAUGCAUUUGCCUGCUGGACUUCGUCAAGCUUAUGAAAUGGGUUUGGUCAGCUCUGCUCAGAUGGUGAAGUACCUGUCAAUCACUGCCAGGCCAACCACCGCAAGGUUUAUUUCCCGGUCUCUUCCUCAAGCAGUAUCUAGGGCUUUCAUUGGCAGAAUGCUUGCAGAUCCAUCUUUCUUAUGGAAAAUGGUCUUAGAACAAGUUUCUACAAUUGGUUGUACUGCUUGGUGGGAGAUUCAGAAUCGAAAGGGAAGGCUAAAGAAGGAGUGGGAUCUUGCACUUAUUAAUAUCUUGACAGUUUCAGCCUGCAAUGCACUGGUUGUUUGGUCUCUUGCCCCUUGCCGUUCAUAUGGAAAUACAUUCCAAUUUGAUUUACAGAAUACUUUGCAGAAGCUUCCCAACAAUAUCUUUGAAAAGAGCUAUCCUCUUCGAGAAUUUGAUUUGCAGAAAAGAAUCCAUUCAUUCUUUUACAGAGCUGCACAAUUAUGCACAGUUGGAGUGGUUGGUGGAGCAAUUCAAGGUUGUCUAUCCAAAGCUUGUGCUUCAAAGAAAGAGGAGAGGAUAUCAGUGACAUUGCCUGCCAUCAGUACCAACGCUCUUGGUUAUGGGGCAUUCUUAGGCCUUUAUGCGAAUAUGCGGUAUCAACUUCUAUAUGGUGCAGAAAGAGCAAUGUUGGAUCAUUUUGAUGUUCUUGGAGUAGUGAUGUUCUUCAGCACUGCAUUCAGACUAUUGAAUAUCAAGUUAGGAGAAGUAUCUCGGCUCGCAUGGCUUGGAGUGGAGGUUGAUCCUCUUCUUCAGUCUGACAACCUGCUGAAGGCUUACGAGAGACCUGGUGAUGCCGUUGACAGCAAACCUAAUUCGAAAUGGUUCAUUUCAAAGAGUGCUGUAGUAUCUGGGCUUGGACUCCUUGGCAUCAAGCAGGGCAAUGAGGAACCUGCACAGACAACAUCGGGCAGCAAGACACGCAGGAAGAGAGUAGUCCGCAAGAAGGUAGCAGCGAGUUCAUCAUAGCAUUUCCUCGCAAUUUUGCUUUCACCCUUCAUUUUCAGGUAAGCAAAUGUAAUGCAAAGGGAGUUUUGAAUCAGUAGCGAGUGAUCAACUGAAGUUCUCAUUUAUCAUUUAUGUGGGGAUGGGUGGUGUUCAGUAAUCUCCAGAAUGUGGUAUUGAAAACUGUUGGUAAUAUGAAUGGGUUGUGGGCAAGCGAUGGCUGUACUAUAUUCUGGGUAAGAGAUGUGUGUACUGAAUUCUUUUGAUGUCUUUUUUGCAUUACGUGAGAAGUACUAAUAUCUUCGCUUGUAAUAAAAGGUGAGGGAAGGUAUUUUUGUUUUCCUA
This is a messenger RNA of Nymphaea colorata (pocket water lily), 2134 nucleotides long. Its product is annotated as protein RETICULATA-RELATED 1, chloroplastic. The coding region runs from base 224 to 1813 and encodes 529 amino acids. Gene Ontology annotation, cellular component: chloroplast inner membrane. The transcript has 8 exons. NCBI's taxonomy places the organism in Eukaryota, Viridiplantae, Streptophyta, Magnoliopsida, Nymphaeales, Nymphaeaceae. Gene Ontology annotation, biological process: plant organ development. The record is from RefSeq and is a predicted model, not a curated record.